CUCCUCCUCCUCCUCCUCCUCCUCCUCCUCCACAGACUCAGACACACCCUCCACCACCAACACAAGCCCAGAGCACAUCCGUCGCUCGCUAACCCACGGCUCGUUCCGCAAGACCCUCUACAAAGUCAUCGGCGACGACGGCCACGUGCUUCAAAUUUCACGGCCACCGUCUGCGCGCUUGGAGGCUGGGGAUGGUAGAGAUAAAUGCGAGCCGGAGACGUUUGUGGAGCUGCAGUUCGGGGAGGAGAAGAAGCGCAAGAUGGAGCGGAUCCGAGGGGUGCUCGAGCUCAGUGACGAUCUCACGAUCUCAGCUGACGAGGAGAUCACCUCAACGAAUAGCGGGACUCAGACCCCCGCCGAAUCCACAACGCGGGGGAGUAGUCCGUCGGCGACGAUAACGAGUCCGAUAGCGUCGCUGUUCCAGCUCGAUAUGGAGCAAAGUGCAGACUGUACUCGGAGCGCAGGCGGCGCGGGCGACGACGUACCUGAGGAUUCCUGGCGGUUUUUGAACAGCGGGCAAUCCGCCCACCACGACAUGCACUGCGCAUACUGCCGCGCCAUGAAUCAAGAGCUCACGUUCGUCGACUCGUUCGUUGCUAAAGUGCUAGAUCACUACCGAGAAUCAACCGCCCCAGACUCAGACAAAGCCGCAGCGACUACCACAGACCCGUUACAAAAACAGCACGCGGCCGCGCUCGCGAGUAAACUCGCAGUCACGAAAGCGAUCGUCGAGACCGAGAUGGAGAAACGCAAGGUUCACGAGAAACUGAAAGAGAUGGAAUGGCACGAGUAUCAAAAGUACUACCGCACCGUCGAGGAUAAGGUCAUGCAGCGCGCAAUCAAGCGCGCGGAAGAGAGGAUCGUGGCGACUAGUGGACCGCAUGAUCGUCGGCUACGCGAGCUGCGCGAGCUUGAGAGGUCGUAUAAUCUAGGCGGUGGUGGGGCGAAGAAGAAGCCUCAGAAAGAGCAUCAUUCGUCGCCGAGGCAGGGGAGGUAUCAGAAGGCGAUUGCGAAGGAUCUUGAUAGAGUUGAUGAUUGUGUGAUUGUUUAGAAUCUCUAGUAUUAAUAAUGUAUAAUACGAAU
Messenger RNA from Myxozyma melibiosi, 1083 nucleotides. RefSeq lists its product as uncharacterized. Lineage: Eukaryota; Fungi; Ascomycota; Lipomycetes; Lipomycetales; Lipomycetaceae. The record is from RefSeq and is a predicted model, not a curated record. The coding region runs from base 260 to 1051 and encodes 263 amino acids. The transcript has a single exon.